Malaya genurostris is the source of this 594-nucleotide messenger RNA. It is a transcript of the gene B9d1, whose product is annotated as B9 domain-containing protein 1. The record is from RefSeq and is a predicted model, not a curated record. Gene Ontology annotation, biological process: cilium assembly. NCBI's taxonomy places the organism in Eukaryota, Metazoa, Arthropoda, Insecta, Diptera, Culicidae. Bases 1 to 594 code for a protein of 197 amino acids. Gene Ontology annotation, cellular component: MKS complex. The transcript has a single exon.
AUGAAGGAAAUUGUCAACGCAGGCGAUAGUGAAAGCUAUUUUCAUUUGGCUGUAACCGGUCAACUUGAAUCGGCCUAUUUUCCGCUGGGUCCAGACGGUAGCAGUUUAUUCUGUCGAUAUGAUGUUGUUGCUGGCCCCGACUGGGAAAUGGUAUCCGGGAUGCGAUCAGGAAUCACGCAAAGUGCUAAAGCCGAAAGGGACUUCCGGACGGUGGUGUUCAACAUGCCACUAGAAUUCACAAUGAAAUCGACCAACCCACACGGUUGGCCCCAGAUUGUGUUCAGCUUGUAUGGAAACAAUUUUUGGAACGUGGAAACAAACAGAGGAUACGCUAGAGUGCACUGUCCGUUGAGUGGAACAAACUGUACGCUGCGAGCGCCACUGCUGGUGCCAAAGUUUAGCAACAUCUGGUCUGCAGCAGUAAGUUGGAUCACAGGGAUUAAUCCGGAGAUGCGGGAUCCGAAAGUGUUAGCUGACGGUUCAAAACACAAAGGUCUGGCCUCCGAUGCAUAUGGCAAAGUAGUUGUUAGCUUGCAAGCUAUCUCUCGUGGUUGCAGCAAAAUGGCCCUUGAUUGGGGACAAUCAUAUGAUUAA